CACCACCAUACAAAAGUCAACACGAAACACUCUGGAUCCAAGACUCUGACUGCUGUCCCAUGAUAAGCCGGCAAUGCGUCCAGCGCUACUCAUAUUAAAGAGUGUACCCGACCGAUCUCGUCGCAGAAAAUAUGGCCAUCAAUAAAUCCCGAAAACUAGUUCGCUACUGUCUAUCACGGCGACUUUCAGUCCAAGAAUUUGGAUCAUUGUUGCAAUUGUAUCGAGAUGAGCUGAAUGGCAAGCUGUUGUUCAAUGCGCUGGUCGACUGUCGGAUCUCAUUCUGCGCGCCAGGAGAUCCCCUCCUCUCACUAUAUGUUGAACAUCUCGGAAUUACUGGAGUUGUCAACGUCGCAACUGCUCUUCUGAUUGUCAUCAACAAAUGGAACAAAUCCAGAGAUCCACAGAACCUGCACGCUAUGGAGUGUUACCGUCGAAUAUUACAGGACAUUGUCAUGGUGAUAUUGUCCCCAAAGUACAAAGCCUGCUUUGAUGACAUACAAGCCUCUCUCCAACUAUCCUCGAGAUGGCUAAUAUCUUUGGCUCCUCAAGUAUCUCAUGAAUUGGAUGAAUAUAUGGCCACGGCGAAAUCCCAUGUUGUCGAAGCACUUGCAUUUCUUGUCUCCUCCCUGGCCUCAACCGCCGCUGGCUGCGAGGCUCUUUCCGUCACCCACACCCCAGAUCGUGUGCCAAGGGAGGUAUCAUCUUCUGUAAUUGCACUACGGAGCUCAGUCAGACAAUCUCUGGAUCUCGCCCAGUAUUCCGCAUUGUCAAGCCAUCUUCUCAGUCGGAUAAAUGGCGUCCUCGAUGUACUGAAUCAGGAUUCAUCGCUGUCACGCGACUCCGCUGCUCAGUUGACGGAUAUCAGGACGAUGCAGUUCGAAGCUCAUGUCCCCGAAACUCACAUGAUAGCCUCAAGAGCGGCGACAAUUCUUUAUCUUACUGCUAUGCUUUCAUCAGGAUCAACGAUCGACGAUGGCGCCCUGGUCAACUAUCUCUGCACUCGUCAUCAGAAUGACUAUCAGGCCGUUUUCUCGGAUGUCCUCGUUGUGUCGUUCCACAUUUUGAGAGCACAAUUCUCGAACACAGAUACCACACUUUGUUAUCAACAGUGCCGAUUAUUCCUGCAAAACAAGCUGCCUAGUCUCCUCUCUAUGAUAUCGGCUUCAUCUUUCAAUAGCUUUGACACUGAGCAGACCAUAGUCGAAACAUGGGCUCUAGUCUUGAUGGAACUAUCAAACCCAGAUCUCGUGUCUGUGGGAUCUCGAUUUCUCUACAUCUGCUCACUCCAUCGCUUGAUUUCUCACUCAAGCAGCCUACAACUCAUCGGGAACGAGGACAUAAUCUCUGGCAUGAGUAAAGGUCUCUAUUCGAAAGAUGACCUCGUAUCGCAGGUAACCUCAAAUCAUGUCAGGGGUCCUAAACUGGUUGAAGAACUCAUCCGGAGUGAUGGGAGUGCUGGUUCUAUCAGUCACGCGUUGGUUGAAAUUAUGCACAACUAUUGCAGCAGCAAAGAAACCCAGUACCUUAAGGACCUUUCAAAUGCAGUUAUCCGAAAACCGGCAGCUGUCAACUGUAUUGCCCUGUUCGUUCCUCCAAGCUUUUGGCUCGGCCCUAUAUGCACGCUAUUGGACGAAUGGCGAUGGAAUGAAAUCCAUGGUGAAGCUCAACCUGUAUACGAUGAUUUCGGAGCUGCAUUCCUGCUUGUACAAGUGUGUAAAGCGCGCCUGGGUCUGUGUGAAACCGAUCUCGGUAUUCGGAAGAAGGACGGUUUUCUGUCUGAGUUCUUCAACAAUGCCGAUGCCGACAUUGACUUGGAAAGACUUUCGGAAGAGAGGAAAAUUCAUCUUGGUAACUGGAUCAACGCUCUCUACCUUGCAGAAGGAUUGAGUGAUGAGCUGUUCACCAAUUGUAGCCCGCAUGACUUCUACAUUCUGAUACCAACACUGUUGAGACAGUCCAUAACGGCCUACCAGCAAGAAAAAAUGACUCAGGAAUCUCUGAAGGCUGGUCUUGACUAUCUCUUAGAGCCUUUCCUUCUUCCGUCCUUGUCCUCCGCGCUCAACUGGAUCACCAAAGUUCUCCAGGAAGGCACCUUCGAAGUCUCGUGUAUCCUUGACGUUUUCACGAAGGUUCCUGGAAGCCCUGACUCACGAGACAUUCAUGGGACAAUCCUAUCAAUGUGUGCAGGCAGUCUACAAGAGCAAAUACAGUCAAAGCAAGGGCAUGAUCACAUUAGAUUGAAAGCUGCCAGCGAUAAUUUAAAUCAGUAUUCUGAAUUCUCUUUCCCGGGCAAGAAUAGAUGGCUCAGCGACCACAAUCAGAUCUCAAACAAUCUACAGCAAAGCAUUAUAACCAUGAUCACCAGCAACGGAGCGUCCACCACCCCAACUGACGCAGCCUAUGACAUUUCAUUGAUGGUGCACACUGCUGUCAGCGCCCUCGGCCCCCAAGGAACGCUACGGAUACUUUUGAGAGUACUACUUCAGCUCAGCGACAGCCAUGAAUUUCUCUCUGCUGUCGACACAAUUUCGACCAUUGUUUGUACAGGUGGCCAACAGCUGAAAGAAGCACUACGAGUGCAGCACCAAAAUUUAGGACGUAUUCUGAAAAAAGAGUCAAUUCUAGCCGAGGCCGUAGUUCGACUACACAGACAGGUCGAGGGUUAUGCAAAUCUCCUUACUGUCCAGGACAUGAAUCUGAACGAGUUUACCUUUGCUCAACAUCUCAGCAAUAUCGACACGGCGAAUCCAAACCUUGACGGUGUCCCAACUUCAGCGGGGCCAAUGGAGGACCCGGUAGAUCAAGAACAGGCUGACGGCAUUGACCAGGUUCUCGACGAAGCUGCCGCACUAGGCAGCUUGGAUUCGAACGAUGCCGACAUGAACUUUGACGCUCUUUAUGGUUUACAAAAUAACGACAUGGACUUGAACGAUCUAGAUCUUGAUAUGUUUUAGCAGAAUGUGUCUGAGGAUUUUUCGAACCCUUGAAAUCUCUCAUCUCAAGCAAAAUUCAGCGCGUAGACGCUGCAACGCCAAGUACAUAGCUUCCCGCUGUCCGGAGCCAAGAUAUUCCAGCCUUAUUAAGAACGCCAGAGGAGGCUGAACUUGCAGUGUUGCUGGAACAUUGAUUCCACGAACUUCUUGAUCUGCUCCUUCACUCACCGCCCGAGAAGGCCGCGCUUGGCUGUGGCCAUGGGCAUCGACAUCUCCGAAAGCAUAACCCAAUGUUCCCAGGAAAUCUCGAACAGUCUCUUGGAGGGCAGCAGUUUGCACCUGUACGAUGCUGUUGCGAUCCAAAUUGCCAUGGCUUAGUGUCUCGGCCAGACUUGACGGGUCAAGCUGUGCCAAAGCAUCGAUCAAUGCAGCAUGUAGGCAGAUCUUCGAAACGAAAUACCGGUUCCAGUGAAAGAAGCCGUUCCAGGAACGAAACCAGUGAAGCCGAAAAGGAGAACCAGCGGCCCAAAGGCCACGUUCUAAAUUGGGCCGGAUUUCUUCAUCGACAACAGGUUGAGGCAUCCAUUCACGCAUGUCACACCAGCUAGCUACUUUCUCUUCAAGUUUCAAGGCCGCUUUGAUGUACGAUCCAACCAAUGUGUCUCGGUCCAAUGAUCGGGUUUGGCAAAUAGAGACAAAGUUCUUGAUUCGAGCACGUAAUUUCGAGACGCCGUGAAAGAAAUUGCGCAGUCGAGAGGAAGCCUUUGGCACGACCGGUACGGCUUUCGGAAUUUGAGCCUCCAGCAUCAGAUAUUCUGGAGAUGGUUCUUCACUUGCAAACAAUGGUUUCCAAUGCUGGUCGCGGUUAGUUUUGUAAGAUGAUGGGCACGACGAGGGUCCCUUUACCAUGGAAGAGAGAAGGAGCUGAUAUAAAUGGCGACCUUCUGGAGUGGUAAAUUGGCCUUCGCCACGCAUACGGAGAAGCAUUAACGUGCCGUCGAUAUGUGUUUGCUGUGCCGAGUCUCCGCCCAAGUUGCACUGGUUAGAGCCAGUGAUAUUGGCAAGCAGCUGUUUCCUGUCAGAUGCUUGAUAGGAUUACCCCAAAGAACAGCUCUUACCUCUCUGAUACCCAAUAGCCAGACGGCCACCAGCGUCUCAUCUUUGAGGCGCUGAUCGUGAUCGGCCAACGCUGCAUUGACGCCUGAAACUGCCUUGGCAUACUCAAAAUCGACAAUAUUUCGCAUGUCAACUGUUGGUGAUCGGUUUGCAAGAUUCACUAUUCCAACGGCUCGCAUAGCGGCGUAUAGAUAUGAAUGGCGACUGACUUUUGAGAGGAUAUCAGGGAGGAAGGAGAAGGUUUCGUUGCCGUAGAGAAUCCGAGAAUGAACGUCCAGCUGCGAGAGCGAGUACCAGACGGCUUGUUCCGUCACGUCUUGGGGGAGAUUGCCCAUGGACAUAGGACUUUGCGAACGUCUUUUGGAUAAUUCUAGGACAGAAUCGCUUUGAGCGGUGUCGCUUUCUUCCGACUCGAUAGAUGCAGUCUUUGCACUAUAACAAUUUGGCAACAGACUUUCGGUCGAA
This is a messenger RNA of Exophiala oligosperma, 4514 nucleotides long. RefSeq lists its product as uncharacterized. Gene Ontology annotation, biological process: regulation of transcription by RNA polymerase II. The transcript has 6 exons. Gene Ontology annotation, molecular function: transcription coregulator activity. The record is from RefSeq and is a predicted model, not a curated record. Lineage: Eukaryota; Fungi; Ascomycota; Eurotiomycetes; Chaetothyriales; Herpotrichiellaceae. Gene Ontology annotation, cellular component: mediator complex. Bases 132 to 2954 code for a protein of 940 amino acids.